GAUUGGUAACAGGUACCAGGACCGGACAGGGAGGGGGCGUGGCGGGACGAGCGCCGGGGAGCUGUGUUCUUGCGGUCUUAAUUCUGGAAGUACAGGGGCGCGGAAGCAGAUGAAAAACGUCAUAGUCUUGGCAGAAUUUUCCCGACUUGCUCUCUGGCAGCGCUGAGGGAGGCAUGUACCCUGGCUCCCCAGGUCAGAGACGACGCCCCAAGAGAGGUCUCCUUCCUCACACCCCGAAAUGGCAUCUGUGGACUUCAAGACCUACGUGGACCAGGCCUGCAGAGCAGCUGAGGAGUUUGUCAACGUCUACUACACCACCAUGGAUAAGCGCCGGCGCCUGCUGUCCCGCCUCUACAUGGGCACGGCCACCUUGGUGUGGAAUGGAAACGCUGUUUCCGGACAGGAGUCUUUGAGUGAGUUCUUUGAAAUGCUGCCCUCCAGUGAGUUCCAGAUCAAUGUGGUUGACUGCCAGCCCGUCCAUGAUGAGGCCACCCCGAGCCAGACCACGGUCCUUGUUGUCAUCUGUGGGUCAGUGAAGUUUGAGGGCAACAAACAGCGGGACUUCAACCAGAAUUUCAUCCUCACUGCCCAGGCCUCUCCCAACAACACGGUGUGGAAAAUCGCAAGUGACUGUUUCCGGUUCCAAGACUGGGCUAGCUAGUGGGGUGAGAAAGGCCUGUGCUGCAGGCCCAGCUCUGUGGAGAGCCCUGUCUCAGCUCUAGGGACGUGGGGACACUGUUUUCUGUUGUUGCCACGAUGCCACAGAUCACACUGUGCUGAGGCCGAACUCCCUACGUUUGUUUUCAUCCCAGGCACCCCUUUCCUGAGUAUACUCUUGUUUAUUAUAGUUGCCUUUUAAAAGUAGUAAAAGUUUUCUAUUUUUCUAUUUGCCUAGUAGAGAUCUGAUUCUGGAAAUUUGGAAAAUAAAAAGUCAAUUAACAAG
Molecule: messenger RNA, 943 nt
Organism: Heterocephalus glaber (naked mole-rat)
Lineage: Eukaryota; Metazoa; Chordata; Mammalia; Rodentia; Bathyergidae
Gene: Nxt1
Product: nuclear transport factor 2 like export factor 1
Biological process (GO): nucleocytoplasmic transport
Source: RefSeq, a predicted model, not a curated record